This is a messenger RNA of Suillus discolor, 399 nucleotides long. RefSeq lists its product as uncharacterized. Bases 1 to 399 code for a protein of 132 amino acids. The transcript has 3 exons. The record is from RefSeq and is a predicted model, not a curated record. NCBI's taxonomy places the organism in Eukaryota, Fungi, Basidiomycota, Agaricomycetes, Boletales, Suillaceae.
AUGUCCGACAACGACGUCUGUGACCAUCCAGGAUGCGGCAUGGGACCAUUCCCGACCUACGAGAUCGCGCGAAAGCACCGAUACCGCUACCACUCCGUCCCUAUCACAUUCCUGAUUGAUGGGAACGAGCAUGUUGUAGGCCAAUCGGACGGGCGUUAUACCUGCCCGCUCCCGGAGUGUAAGAUCGUCUUCAAAAAGCGUGAAGCUAUCCAGAAGCACAUCAACGUCGUCCACAAUGACUCGGUCAAAAUCAAGGUCUUUGACGCUUCUGAGUUUGAUGUCCCGAGUAGUAUGGGGCAUACUACCGCGCGACGUCGCGUUUACAUCAGACGCGUCGGUCGCGUCAGUCGCGUUGGUUUGCAGCAGUGUCUGUUGUCAGUAUCUGUGUAUCUGUGGUAA